Molecule: messenger RNA, 1149 nt
Organism: Aethina tumida (small hive beetle)
Lineage: Eukaryota; Metazoa; Arthropoda; Insecta; Coleoptera; Nitidulidae
Exons: 2
Coding region: 125-1045 (306 amino acids)
Molecular function (GO): DNA binding
Source: RefSeq, a predicted model, not a curated record
UAUAAUUACGUUAAGAACAAUCCUUUUAAAAUAUUAGCUUCACAUGUACAAUUUAAUUAAUUUUUAAAUCUGUAAUAAACGUUAAUAGAAUUGUUAAAUAUUUAAGACAUAAAUAGACAUUAACAUGGAAAGCAAAAAGCAAAAAAAAAGUCGACUAUUCACCAAUGACCAAAUGAUAGAACUUGAGGGUUACUUGGGACACAAACCAACUGAACAACUAAUAAGUGAAUUGGCCAAGAAAUUUAAAGUAAGCGAUAAUCAAAUUAAGAAUUGGUUCAGAAAUCGACAGGCUAAAGUACGUCAACAAAACAAAGUACCCGUCAAGAGAAACCUGUUGAAAUAUGAAGGAAUGGGAUUUGAUGAACUUUUAAGUGAGAAUGUCGAUGGUUCCAAUAGCAAAAAAUUGUCGAAUUAUUAUGAAAAACCUUUACGUGGCAAAAUUAAGAAGACCAAGAGUAACACUUUGCAGCCCUUAAAAUGUUUUAAAAAAAUAGAAAGCUAUUGCCAUUCUAAUAAAAAUGGAAGUAUGGAAAACAAUUGCAGUUAUGAUAAUUUCCAAUUGAAUAAACAAAAUAAUCUGGUAGUAGAUAAUAUUUCUAAGGUACCUCUCCAAAAUAAUUCCAAUAAUACAAAUUACAGUGAUAACAUCCAGUUCAAUAAACAAAAUAAUCUGCUAGUAGCUAAUAUUUCUAUGGUACCCCUUCAAAAUAAUUCAAAUUACAAUAACAGUUAUAAUAUAAAUUACAAUAAUUAUAAUUUUCAGUCCAAUUAUCAAAAUAAUUUGGAUGGGUUUAACUAUCCACCCUGUGGAUCAUCUCAACAAAGAGAACACCAUUUUUAUAACAAUUUGGGAUCAAAUUAUUAUCCAGACAUGAAGACAUAUGAUCAACAGUACAUUCAGUAUAAUAACCCACAUUCGAAUUUCAAAAAUUAUUUUCCAACUCAACAACAUCCUUUACAAGAUAAUUAUAUUCCUUCAGAAGUCCAAGAAAAUGUUAUUUGUUAUAUGAAAGAUGACACUGAGGUAUCCUUAACUGUCCUUUAAGUAAUUAAAAUAAUUAUUUGGACUAUAUCUAAAUAAAUAGAUGCAAAUUGUUUUUAACCUUUAUUGUAUUUUUGUGUGUAUUUUUAAUAAAUUGUAAGAAAGAA